Erythranthe guttata (spotted monkey flower) is the source of this 1835-nucleotide messenger RNA. Lineage: Eukaryota; Viridiplantae; Streptophyta; Magnoliopsida; Lamiales; Phrymaceae. The record is from RefSeq and is a predicted model, not a curated record.
AUGCACACACUCGCAGACUCUGCUCCUUCUUCAUCGUCUCUCCUCCCAUGGCGGGGUUUUAGUUUUUUAAUUCCUUCUCCCUUCAAAGAAAAAUGGCACUCUCAAAUCUUCUUCUGCGGCGCCUCAAAUGUUCAGAAAUCUUCUCCCUUCGUCUCCUCUCCCAAAUUCCAAACAGAGCGAACUUCUCUUCGCUCUCCAACUCGGCCGAGUCGACUCACCAGCCCCCUCCCACCCCCAAACCCACCUCACUCUCCGCUCGCAUGAGCUUCAUUUUCGAACAAAUCGACGAAAUCGACAAAAAACACGAAGACAAGGACGAAACCCUCCAGCGAAUCCGCGCUUGGCGCGAAUCCAAGAAACAAAUCAACAGCCCCAGUUCCGGCCCGGCCCCGAACCGGCCCGAACCGGACGCGAUGGAGGAUUUGAAGUCGGAAUUGGUUAAGAGUGAAUCCUUUUUGGGGAGUGGUGAUGUGAAGGAGGAGGUGGAGUUGGUGCACCCAUGGGCGGAGUGGAUAGAGUUGAUGGAGAGGCUUGUGCAGCAGAAUUACUUCGAUCACAGAAGGAAGGACGAGGAUGGUAUGAUGGAAGGUUUGGGUAUCGAUUUUUCGGAGGGUUCGAAGAUGGAGGAUAAAAGGCUCGACUUUGCUCGGGAUUUCCGGACCGUGCAGGAUGCUGUCAUCAACUUCGGCCGCGAUCGAUUCGAUAUAUUGAGGUCAUUGUCGAGACAAGAUCUUCAAAUAUUGGUAGGUUACGGAUGCCCUACUGCAGACAAGAGGGUGGUCUUUUCAUCCAAAUUGCUAAGGAAGCAUGUACAUCUGGAUGAAGGAGAUGUUUGUAGUUCGUGCCGUCUGAGGAGCUCUUGCGAAAAGGCAUAUCUGCUCACAAAUAAAGAGGAUGAAGCUCGAACAAUUGACGUAAUGCGAAUCCUACUCGAGUAUGGUUUCGAUCCAACUGAGGGAUCAGUUGCAAAUAAAUCCCUUUUAAAAAUGAAAUCUGUCAAAACCGUUGUUCGGAAAUUGCUCCAUGAGGUAGUCAAGCUAAGUGCAGUUCCGAUAGAUCCGAAUCUCCCUCCUCCUGUAAUUAAGAAGCCUCCGCCAAAGGUGAAACAACCACCUCCCACUCCUAAACGAAGAGUCGGGCGCGACGAUGUUGAAAUGAAAAAGGGUGAUUGGCUCUGUGCAAAGUGCGACUUCAUGAACUUUGCCAAAAAUACUGUGUGCCUGCAGUGCGAUGCUAAGCGUCCUAAGAGACAGUUGCUUCCAGGCGAAUGGGAAUGCCCCGAGUACGUUACCAUCUGUGUGUGUGUGUGUCAUAGUAGAAAUAGAGGGGCUAGAGAUUUUGGUUCCGAUGAUGAUUCAGAAGAGGAGAUUGGGUAUAAUAGAUCGAAAAAGAAUGAGAAGAGAGGAGUAUCUAAAAGAGGAGGAGGAAGAUCCAGUUUUAGAGAAGAGUCUUUCUCUGAAACAGAUUCCGAUGAUGGUGAUAGGCAAAGAGGUAAUAAUGCAUAUGGGGGCAGGGGGCAGGGGCGGGGGAGGGGGCGGGGGCGAGGGAGUGGGGGCCGUGGGGGUGAGAGGAUGGACGACCGGAGAAGCUCUAUGAAUAGAGGAUUUGAUAGGUCGUCUGGAAAGAGAAAUGAUGGAGAUUUUCGAGAGAGUUCAUAUAAUGGCAGAGAUGGUAAAUUUUCAAAGCCUAGAGGAGGAGAUAGAAAACAAGGCAGAGGAGGGUCGUUUGGGAAACGAGGAGGAGGAAGAGGAGGAGGGAGGUCAAACAGGUUUGAUGAUGGAGAUAGUUAUGAUCAUGAAGAGAGUAAUUUGAGACCCAGGGCGAAUGUGCGAUGA